AAAGCCCAUAAAUUCUACCGAGUAAAUCUUAUAAAGGUUUUACACCUCCACUCAUCAAGUUUAUAGAACCCCUCUUCUAUUUCCCCUUUUUUUCUCUAUCGAAACCCUAAAAUCUCCCGAACUCUCGAUUCAAUCAAUUUUCCCCAAUUAAACGCACAUACACCGAUCGGAGUUCCGAUUUCCGGCGAAGAUGGCCUCCAAAUUCAAGAACGAUGGUCCCCACGGCGAUGGAGCCAGCCCUGGGAAGAUAUUCAUCGGUGGGCUUCCCAAAGAUACCACUAACACUAUAUUUAUCAAGCACUUUGGGAAGUAUGGUGAGAUUACAGACUCGGUUAUUAUGAAAGACCGUUACAGUGGGCAGCCAAGGGGUUUUGGAUUCAUCACUUAUGCGGACCCUUCAGUUGUUGACCAAGUUAUGGAGGAUACUCAUAUCAUAAACGGGAAACAGGUCGAGAUUAAGCGUACUAUACCCAAAGGUGCUGCCCAGUCAAAGGAUUUCAAGACGAAAAAGAUAUUCGUUGGAGGCAUUCCUUCGAGCGUCUCAGAAGAUGAACUCAGAAGCUUUUUCUCCCAGUUUGGAACGGUGGCUGAGCACCAAAUUAUACGUGACCAUGAGACAAAUCGUUCUCGUGGGUUUGGAUUUGUUGUAUUUGACAAUGAAGAUGUGGUCGACAGCUUACUCACCAAGGGCAAUAUGAUUGACAUGGAGGGUACUCAGGUGGAGAUCAAGAAGGCUGAACCAAAGAAACCCACUAACAAUCCUGUAGCUUCUACUUAUGGUAGCAAUACUAGGACCCGUUCUUAUGGGGAUGGUAAUGCUGGUUAUGGAGCCCCCUAUGGGGCUUUUGAUGGUGGGUAUGGUGCAGGUAAUAACUAUAAUAGGAUGUCCGGAGGUGUUGCUGGUAGACUUGGGUAUGGAAGCUAUGGUAGUGCAGGGGAAUAUGGUAGAGGUUAUGGUUCUUUUGGAGGUAAUAGUUUAGGGGCCUAUGGGGGAGAGUCAUCCCUUGGGUACUCUAGCCGAUUCGGUCCGUAUGGUGCAGGUUUUAGUGGUGCUUAUUCAGGAGGCAGUUUAAGUGGAUAUGGCGGAAGUGAAGGUUAUGGUAGCUAUGGAGCUUCAGGCUAUGGCGGCAGUUAUGAUCCCAGCGCUAGUGCUGGUUAUGGUGGAGCUAGUGGGUUCUACGGUGGUAAGGGAGGCUAUAGUGGUGGCAAUAGUCGGUAUCAUCCUUAUGCACGGUAGAAAAAUCAGUGUUCUUAAGUUCGUGAUAGGAGCUGUCCUUCCUAUUAUGUUUGAGCUGAUAGGUACUUCCCGACCAGAGUUAGAGAUGCUUCCUCGAGUGCUAAAGGCAUUAGAAGAUCAAAAAACUGCUUUCAUUAAUGUCUUUAUUAUUGUGGUUUAGACAACUAUGUCGUACGGAUUAAAGAAUUUGGUGUCUAUCUUGUUCUAGUAUCAGUUUAUUUUGUGGAUUUUUUGAUACUAGAUGAAGUUUAUCUUAGUUUAGAUAGAUUGGUGCAAUUAAACUUUAUAUUUACAAUUUGAAUGUGCAGCUUGUUGUUUUACUCUUUA
Molecule: messenger RNA, 1564 nt
Organism: Spinacia oleracea (spinach)
Lineage: Eukaryota; Viridiplantae; Streptophyta; Magnoliopsida; Caryophyllales; Amaranthaceae
Product: heterogeneous nuclear ribonucleoprotein 1
Exons: 6
Coding region: 191-1237 (348 amino acids)
Biological process (GO): regulation of gene expression
Cellular component (GO): chromatin; nucleoplasm
Molecular function (GO): RNA binding
Source: RefSeq, a predicted model, not a curated record